This is a messenger RNA of Serpula lacrymans var. lacrymans S7.9, 1560 nucleotides long. RefSeq lists its product as uncharacterized. The record is from RefSeq and is a predicted model, not a curated record. Lineage: Eukaryota; Fungi; Basidiomycota; Agaricomycetes; Boletales; Serpulaceae. The coding region runs from base 1 to 1560 and encodes 519 amino acids. The transcript has 4 exons.
AUGGACCCCCUACCUACCCACAGCGAUGCUGAAACUGAGUACUACAAAGACUCGUCAGCCGCAUCCUCUCUCAUCUCUGAACUAGAAGAACUAGUUCUAGCUGUCGACAAUUUAGCAUUUGAAAUCUCCCAACUUUGUCAAUACGUUGCACUCACUCGUGGACGCAUUUGCAGCUGCUUGAACUUGCUUCUGGGAAUCAGAUCAAGCAUCCAGAGAAUUGUUCAGAAAUCCUCAAAGCUUCUCAAACCAUCCAGAAUUAACAUAUACGUCAUAGCGUCUUUCAAUCCUAUCCCUCUUGAAAGACUUUUUAACAGAAUCAGAAUUUACGAAACCGACCUUAUCAAAUUCUACCAAGAAAUACCCUUCUUUUUCGACCUUCCUCUCGCACCUGAACAGAACAACGCCUUUAACCCACAAGACUAUCUUAAAACAGGAGUCCACGUACUAGUUGUUACUCCUUUCUGCCGCAACGCAAUACAAAGGAUAGUAGCCUGCAUCUCACAAUUUUGCAGACUAGUGUUUAAAAUUGGACACGAAAUCCUCGAAGGAAGAGAUUGGGAACAAGAACAAAGACAGAUUAGGAAUGUCUGCCAAUUGUUCAGAGAGUAUCAAAACUAUGCAAAAGAAGUCUUCAACUUAGCCAUUCGCCACCCCACAGAUCGUUUCAUCGUCACCGAAAUCAACACCAAAAGAAACUUCUCUUAUAUUCCUCCCGUCUCGUUGUUGAUCCAAGGAAACAUUCUCAUUGAAAGAUCUCCCUCACCAGACGAAGCAACCUCCAACUUAGACAGUAAUUUUACCACAAGCUCACAGGUAGAAAGAGAUUUGGAAGAAGAAGAGAAUAUUUUUGGGUUCACUUCUACAGAUUGGAUGUUUUCUGAAUAUCAAAACCCAAAGCCGUCCAUAGAACCAGAAGCUCCACCCAGACAAACCCUACCACUACCACCUACAUGCCCACCUCCACCUCCACCUCCUAUUCCUCCGAAACCCUCAUCCAUGUCUAAUCCCACGCAGUUACACGGCAAAGUAACUCUAGCAGCAGAGCCUUUCGAAUUCAAAGGAGAAAAGGAACAGUUUAUAGCAUGGCACCAAGCACUACAGUUGUACUUAACCGCCUAUGCAUCCUACUUUCCAGACGAGAAGAUGAAGCUCAUCUACCUCCUGUCCAAAAUCAGCAACCAAGGAACAUCGACAGUAAAAGCUUGGAAAGAGAAUGUUCUUACCAAAGCUCUCAACACAACUACCCCUGUAUGGCCGACUCUCUCGGCCGUCCUAACCGAUCUAGCCCAAGUAUUUGGGAAUCCAAACAAAAGAUCACAGGCGGUAAACGGGAUCGAAACGUACAAACAGGAAAAUAAACACUGCAACAAAUUCUUCAGCCACUUCAUGACACUCAUGGAUAAGGCAGAUAUGAUGCGACCACUCAAUCACAUUCUCAAAAAGAAUCUUCACUCUUGUAUCUGUGACUUUGUCAUCAUCCAGAAAGACCUACCAAAGAUGUUCGCUGAAUGGAAGACACAAGCUUAUGCAUGGGAGGCAAGAAGAGAAGAGUUCCAAUAA